UAGAUGCUCAGUGCUGCAAAGCAAUUAAGAUUAAAAAAAAAAGGAAAAUAAAAGUCUUGACACAAAAAAUAGGAGAAUUUAUAAGGGAAGAUUAACUGAACCACCACAGGAGCUGUCCAGGACACCAGGUAGCUCUUACAAAAGAAAUCCCACAGCCAGUUCCGUGAAUUAGCCUUGAAAUAGUAACACUAGGACCCUCACUAAGUCUUAGUUUGAAAUUCAGUACUGAUUUACAGAAAGAAACACUACAUCCUGGCAAUCUGCAUAAUCUUAGUUUUCAACUACAAUUUUAAUACAAACUUUUACAGAGGAUUUAUCCCAGUACUCAUUUCUCUUCACUUGGAAGAGACAGUAGUAUGCAACAGUGCUCUUCAAGAAUCACAACUUCUUAGGAACAAGUUGUGGGUGAAAUGUUACUAUCUGAGUCAAGGGAAAAACUCAUUUGCAUUUCUCAGUGCCAGUCCUAGUUGAGUGUAUGUUGGAGAACAAUAUCCAUCUGCAAACAGGAAAGAAGCUUUGACGUCUGGAUUUCCUACUCACAUGAUACUCAGAGUCAUACAGGUCAAACUGUCAGCUCCAGAAAUGUAGCUAAAGUUCAGUGAAACAAUUCUCUCUGUAAAAUACUAUCCUUUUACUCAGACUACCCUGAAUACAUAAAAGUAGCAGCUGUAAGCGAGUUUUUUCAUUCAGACUCAAAAUAGCAAAUUCUCUUUUCAUGGAACCAUAGAAUCAGUUGGUUUGGAAGGGACCCUAAAGGCCAUCUACUUCCAACCCCCAGCCAUGGGCAGGGACGCUUCCAACUUGUUCAGGCUGCUCAGAGCCCCAUCCAACCUGGCCUUGAAUAUUUUUGGGGACAGGGCAUCCACAGCUUCUCUGGGCAGCACAUUGCAGAGCUUCAACACCCCUUAAUGAAAAAAUUCACCAUAUCUUCCUCAUAUCUAAUCAAAAUUUACCCUCUUCAAGCCUAAAGCCCCUUGCCCUAUAACUACAUGUCCUUGUAAAAGAUCUUUCCCUUCUAGGCCCCCGUUUAGGCUGUGGAAGGAUGCUACACCAUCUCCUCAGAUCCUUUUCUUCAGGGUGAACAAAUGCAACUCUCCUCUAGAAAGCUUAUACAGUUGCAGAACUUUGAACAGACCUCAGGCCUCUAGAUCUGUCAUUCCAGGCUUACUUGUUACUUUACCAGACAGAAAGUUUAUGUAACUGAGGAAACAGAGAAUUUUGCAUUCAGUCUGCACGUUGCCCAUGUGUCUGGGUGUUGGUUCAGCUAGGACAUAAGUAACAGAAUUAUAGAAGUCAGAACACCAACAGCUGAACUGUGGCACAGCAGAGCUGUGUUGAGAGUCACAUCAGAGAAUAACAUGCAAGCAAGAUUUGUCUUUCACUUUCCUGUUAUAGUCACUAGACAGCAAUGCUGCCCACCAUUCACUACAGACACAAACCAGUGAGGUAUACAAUUGAUUCGUAUUACUCUGUCUGAAGUACUGCUUUAAGACUCAGUGAUACAGCUCCAUGGGUAGAUCUCCUUUUCAAAAAAUAUCUAGAUUUCAGAUCAUAGAUCCCCAGACUGAAUAUACACGCAGGGAAUCUUAGAAAUGACAGACUGUGUCCAUGAUACCUUUUAAAGUAUACAAGAUAGACAGAAACCAUUUAAACCAGUUUUUGGUUUGUGCUGUGACUCUUGAGUUAAUAACAUUUGCUCUAUACAAAGAUUUCGGAAACCAUGAACUUUUCCCUCCAACCCAGCCGAAGUUCAUCUACAAAUAUCCUCCUCCCUAUUGGCUCAGCAGCAGUACCCCUCCCCUCCACCAUCAAUGCUCUCGGAUGUAUUCCCACCCACAGUCUCUCAUAUAAGGCCUGGUUGGAAACCAGUUUCUUAAUUUCUGCUUUUUGGCCAGGGCUUGGCUGUAACUCCUUUCCGCAGUCCAGCAAUGCCUGUGGAUUUCAAUGGAACCUGGAACCUUGUCAGCAAUGACAACUUCGAAGGCUACAUGACAGCUUUAGGUAUUGACUUUGCAACACGCAAGAUAGCAAAGAUGCUGAAGCCCCAGAAAGUGAUCAAACAGGAUGGCAAUUCAUUUUCUAUCCAUACCACAAGCACAUUCAGAGACUAUAUGCUCCAAUUCAAAAUUGGUGAAGAGUUUGAGGAAGACAAUAAAGGCCUGGAUAACAGGAAAUGUAAGAGCCUGGUUACCUGGGACAAUGACAAACUUAUCUGUGUCCAGACUGGGGAGAAGAAGAACAGGGGCUGGACUCACUGGCUUGAAGGAGAUGACCUGCAUUUGGAGCUUCGUUGUGAGAAUCAAAUAUGUAAGCAAGUAUUCAAGAGAGCUUAAAAAUGAGCAUUGGUUUCAACAUGGGAAGACAGCUACAUACAGGAGGCCAUGCAUUCUCACAUCCAGUGAUAACUGGAAAGAUAAGAUCUGAUUCCUUUCUACCUAAAAGAGCUGAUGUUUCUGGCUUGGGAAACAUUAUUUGUUGUUAGCAGUGUUAAAAAUCUAAUUUUUGCUAAUAAACACCCAAAACCAUCUUAUGUAUCCGUCUUCUGAAUGUGUUUUGGAGAGGGGAAAAAAAACCAAAUCCUAAGUGAUAUGGUGUUUUGUAGUUAACUAGUCACCUAGAACAAAACAAGAACCGCUCCCACUUCUAUAAGGGCACGACAAGAUCAAACAAAAUAGAAAGGAGAGCUUAAACUUGUGUAAGUCCAGGAAUGGCAAAAAGUUAAGAUUACAACCAAGGAUAUAACUUUACUAUUAAAAAUGGUUCUCUUUAAGAUACAGACUCGUACUUCGGGAGCAGUUAGCUGCUUGCUUCUAUCUCAAAUCAGUAAUGUGAAGUCUUGCUUUGUUUUCAAAACAACGAAG
Messenger RNA from Numida meleagris (helmeted guineafowl), 2861 nucleotides. It is a transcript of the gene RBP7, whose product is annotated as retinol binding protein 7. Gene Ontology annotation, biological process: fatty acid transport. The coding region runs from base 1929 to 2333 and encodes 134 amino acids. Lineage: Eukaryota; Metazoa; Chordata; Aves; Galliformes; Numididae. Gene Ontology annotation, molecular function: fatty acid binding. The record is from RefSeq and is a predicted model, not a curated record. Gene Ontology annotation, cellular component: nucleus; cytosol. The transcript has 4 exons.